GUUUUUUCUUUUUUUUUUUUUUGCGACGAACAUGUCUGUGUUCGGUGAACGAGUGAUGGUGAAUGCUCCAGUGACUGCGGCGUGUUUCUUGACUCAGGAUCUCGUUGCUGUUGGGCAAGGGAACAUUUUGGAGAUCUACGAGGUCCCUGGAGGGAAGCAAGUUUAUCAGGCUGAAGUGCUGCGAAGAGGAACGGAUAUCAAGGGACUGAAGUUUGUCGAUCAUGACGCAAAAUGGCGGCUUCUUGCUUUCGGAGAUCGUUUUUUAGUGAUCGUUUCGCUGAAGACUGAGAGUUUUUCGAGCAACAGGAGAAUAGAAGUGAAAAAGCCCAAUGAAAACCUGACGUGCGAAGAUUGGCUAAUUUCCGUCGACAUUCUCUCAAACGGAAGUGAAGAGGAAUUGAUUUUGCUAACCGCGCAUAACCGAGUGCAAAUAUUCGUCGACCAUCAUCGAAAGGCCUUGGAUUGUUGUUGCACGGAUCAAUCUUUAGUUGUCUGUGGUCGAGUUUUACGAGAAGCAAAUGACGACCUGAUCGUGAUCACUGGGACGAUGUUCUCCGAGGUGCUGAUCUGGUCGUGUUGCGGAAAUGAAGACAAGGAAUCCGUGAUUUUACAUCGGUUGAAAGGUCAUCAAGGAAUCGUGUUCCACGUUCAGAUCGAUCCCACGAGGAAGUACCUCCUGUCCACCUCGGACGAUCGGUCAGUGAGGAUUUGGACUAGAGUAGAAGGCGAUUCGUGGAGUUCUGCGAAAUUUCAAUGUUCACCGGCGUUGUACGGACACGGUGCCCGGGUUUGGGCAGCGGAUUUUCUCGGAGGCAUGUUGGUUGCUUCUGCUGGGGAGGAUUCGCAAGUGUGCGUGUGGAACUGGAACACGAAUUCGUUGCAUCAUCGGCUUUCUGCUCACGGAGGGGCUUCUUUGCGAUGUUUGGCUGUUUCGAGGGAAUGUCGCGCGAUGUUCACGCCCGCGAGUGAAGCUGCAGGAAUCGUGUUCCACGUUCAGAUCGAUCCCACGAGGAAGUACCUCCUGUCCACCUCGGACGAUCGGUCAGUGAGGAUUUGGACUAGAGUAGAAGGAGAUUCGUGGAGUUCUGCGAAAUUUCAAUGUUCACCGGCGUUGUAUGGACACGGUGCCCGGGUUUGGGCAGCGGAUUUUCUCGGAGGCAUGUUGGUUGCUUCUGCUGGGGAGGAUUCGCAAGUGUGCGUGUGGAACUGGAACACGAAUUCGUUGCAUCAUCGGCUUUCUGCUCACGGAGGGGCUUCUUUGCGAUGUUUGGCUGUUUCGAGGGAUUCGGACGCUUUCGUGACUGGAGGAUCAGACGGGGCCUGCAAGUAUUUCCCGAACCCACGUCCCGCCGUUCGAACCAGAUUCAAGCCCGGCCCGGCCAUUCGCUCAGUUCAUAGCGUCGACAAUAUCGGAAGUCACUUAUUCGUCACCUGCGUUUCCGGUUUACUCCAGCUAGUGUCUUGUCUCGAUAAUAAUAACGGACAAGUCAAAUGGGAAUCCGACGAGUCGGCACUGUUGAACAGUUACGCUUGUUCGGACGUGGCGAUUAAUUGCGAGACUGAAGGAGGAGGUUUUCGCGUAGUGUGUGCCGGGCUUGGCCCGGUUUUGCUUUUUUUGAAAUUUCGGGAAACGGAUUAUUGUUGUUGGACGUGCGAUGAUCGGAAGGAAGUCGACGUGGGGGAAUUUUGUCGAAGUAAGAUAUGUUUCGUCAAGUGGCUGGGAGAAGAUGUUCUGGUUUCGGAUGCGGAAGGACAAACGGUUCUCGUUGGAACAGAAAUCAGCCUGCUGAAAAGAAAUGGUCCUGCGAAAUCCACGUGGGCUACUGCAGCUGCUGUGUCGACAAAUUUGACGCAAAUAUUACUGGGCUACCGAGAUGGAGCAAUUCAGCUUUUCCAUCGUCACAAAAUUGGUGAUGAAUGGAAUGCUGUGGGAACUGAGAAACGCAACAUUUUUGGCAAACACGGUGCUUCUACAUUGGUUUUUGACGAACGAAGAGGAGUUUUUUGGGGUGCUGGAAGAAAGGGAGUCAUUUUCGCGUGGAAAGCGGAUUCUACUGGGUUGCAUUUACUGGAGAAAAGCUCAUCAAAGCACGAGUGGAUCGGGUCCAUUACGGUCUUCCAUCACGAAUUGCGAAUCGUAACGUUCCAUUCCAGGUACUGUGUUAUUCAUGAUGAACAAGGCGAGGAAAUUUGGAGAGUGGAUUGCGGCGGAGGGCAUAGGUCAUGGGCAAUUUCCUCCGACAAUUCGAAAUUCUUUUUUGUCAAAGAAGGAAUUUUGUAUAUGGAGCAGAAAAGCCAAGGUUGUGUCGCGACCAAUGUUUUAAAG
This is a messenger RNA of Notodromas monacha, 2326 nucleotides long. The record is from the annotation of a GenBank genome assembly. NCBI's taxonomy places the organism in Eukaryota, Metazoa, Arthropoda, Ostracoda, Podocopida, Cyprididae.